AUGGAUAACAAUUGUCAUGUCUGUGACACAAUAGUUGGGCAAGCUCAUCAAUGUGCCAAGUGCCACAAGCAUGUCCAUUUAUUCAAGUGUGGAAAACCUAUUGGAGAGGAGGGCUAUGGACAAAAAGUGAUUUGUAACACAUGCAACACUGCUGAAGGUAUGUUUUCAUAAUUAUUUAAUGCAGGAAUAUAUAGAAUUAAUCUGCACUUAAUAUAGUGUGUUCUAAUUGUCACAUAAUUGUUUUUAAGUGAAGCUAAUACAUGUCAUUCCAGGAAAACCAAAACGUGAUCAGGUAAACUCCACCCAAAAGAGGCAGUUAGUUUGGGAUUGGAAAAAAGGAUCUCGUGCUGAAAAAGUGGAUAUUCCAGAGAAGAGGAAAAAAACAUUGGUGCAAAAAAAAGACAAAAAUGCAGAUAAGUACAUCUGUCUUCAAUGUUUUGAGUUAUCCUUACAGGGGAAGCAAGAUGAAAAAUGUGCGAGCAUUUGCAGAAUUGAUCAAUCAAGCAUCAAACGCCACAAACAUCGAUGGCACACCUCACCUAAUCCAGAACUAUGCAAAUUUGUUCCUUCAACAGCACUAGAUGUGCAAGAAUUAAGAAAGAAAUAUAAAUUUACAGAAAGUGGUGAUUUAGUCGAGAUGAAAAAAACACUUGAAACUGGGGCUUUGCAAUCCAAAGAGGAUUUAAAUCCUGAAAAGGAAUCCUUUCCAAACGAAUCUGACCGUUGUUCAGUGUCUACAUUUGAGUCAUUGUCAAUUAACAAUUCAGCUAUCGAGUCUUUUGAUGAUUCUCUGUUGGAUUCAUAUCAAGAUUUGGAAGAAAAACCUAUGUCAUCAUCCGUUCAGACACAAGAGUUACUGGAUACAGAGGUUCAUGAUGAACAAAGCCUGGAUGUGCAUAAACCAUCAGCCAAGAGCCAAUCAACCCUGCUAUGUUAUUCAACUCCUCAGUCAAAUACUUCAAAAGAAGACUUGACCCUUCAACAUGUAAUGGGCGCUAUUUCCAACUUAUCCAUAAAGAUGGACAAUAUCAGCAAACAACAUGCAUCUUUGACCGAACUGGCUUUUGAGGACAGUGAAGUAAGAACGUCGGUGAAUAAAAUACGAGAGGCAAAUAAUAUCGUUGAAUUGAAUGAUGCUUCGCCUCUUCUGCAAUGGUUCUACGACGAAAUUACGGAAACGGCUGUGUUACGUUGUUUGCCUUGCUCCCAGCUACAACAAGAAGCUAAACCUUCCCUAGCGAAACUGACACCAUUGCAGGCUCAGAGGAUUUUAAACUCCUCCGGCAGCGGAACUUUGGCAACAGGAAUCUUUUUGAAAAAAGAUAAAACACAAGCUCUUAUAAAAGGUCACAAUGGAACAUGGUACCAUCAAAAAACCGCUUGCAUUGAGCAUUUGUGUCUUAUUGGCUUUGGAUCAAAACAACACAAAAGAGCAAUGGAGAUCUACAAGCAACGGAAACUCUCGGAAGAGAAAAGAGCCACAAGCACGUCAAAUAUUUUUCGGGCCGCUAUUGUCGAUAUCAAAAUGGGAGCAGCUGGAAAACACCUGGAAACAUUAGUUUCUUUUUUAGCCUGCUGUUCUGCCAACGUCGGUAGCAUUGGACACGGAAGGAAUAACUUUAAUGACAUUCUGUCUUGCCUGGAAAGCACCGUGAAUGCGAGAAUGAAGAAAUGGUUGAUGGAACCACUUACUUCCACACUCUUACCGCCCCAUUACUGGGCAACUGUCGACAAAUCUACACCAUCCAGAACAACCAAUCAAGCUGUUCUCGUUGUGGCUCGUGACGAGACAGGUACGCCUUGUCCGAUUCCAGUUGCAGCGCCAGUAGUAUACACUGAAUUCCAAGCAGCAACAUAUGACAAACUUGCAGAUAUCCUUCUUCAAUCUAUUGAGGAUAACUUUGCUAAAGAUGUCAUUACAAGACUCUGUGGUGUAGCUACUGAUGGUCCUUAUUACCAAGCUAGAGCAUUUCGUGACCAGCUUGUCCAAAGAAGUUUUGGAAUCGAAGCUAAAGAUUGUGAGGAUAUAUUCUUGCCAAUUACGUGGGACGUGGCACAUCUAAUCAAUUUAGGUGUUCUAGAUGUAAAGGCUUCCCAAACGCCAAGUGGUACCCACUUCCAAAAGUUUAUUAAGCGCUGUAACGUUUUCAACACUUUACUUGCCAAUGGAAAAGGCUUCGCAUUUCUUCAAAUGGUGGACCAAGACGCAAGAAGACCUGUAUCAUAUGCCACACAGCGUUUACUAGUUCCUCAUAUGAUCAAUGGGUCAAAAUUGAGAAAAGUUACAAUGCCUUCUGCAAGGCAUUCGACCUUUUAAACCCACAUCGAGAUGAAGAAGAAGAAACCCAAUAUAAGAUUUCGGGUUCAGAUUUUGUAGCUGAUUUGCUGGCUUUUAUUGAUACAUUAGAGCCGAUUGUUAAUCUCAUGCUUCGUGUACAGUCCCUUGACUGCCCAGUGUGGAAGUUGAAGUUGUGGUGGCCAAAAAUAAAAUCAGAGAUGGAAAAAGGUUCCCGUGGAGAUCAAGCCUUCUACAAACGGUUGGCAUAAGUUAAAAAUUUCAUCAGACCCGGUGGCCAGUUUAAAGGUGUAGAUCUUUUGGAAGGUUGGCUCAUAACCAAGAUUGAUUCCGACCGUGAUACUCCGGGCAACUCAGAGAAGCUUUACACAUGGAAAAUGAGAGGAGAAGAAGAUAUAGAACGGGAUCAUAAUCAGUUCGCACUGGAUCUAAUGAAUGCUGUGGAGAAAAGAAUCAACUCUACAGUUACAAAGCCGUAUUUGACAACGCUUGAAAUCUUUGAUGCUGGUCGCUUAGUGAGCUUACAGUGCGGACGCCGUCAAGAUAAUGGAAACGUAAAGCUUUCUGUGUCUGAAGGCGAAUAUGAAAGUUAUGGCGCGGAGGAAAGCAAAGCUGUCAUGAAGAGUAUCUCUAAUCUACCCCACAUUAUCUCCUCCGGUAUGGAUUUUGACGAACGUUUGGCUCAUCGAAACAUGUUGCGUAUAAAGGAAACUAUUUUUGCUGGUGUUUGGAAUUGCUUUUGUCCUCUAUGGUUCAGAGAUGAGCACAAUAAUCCGUUACCGAAGAAAGAUGCCGAUCUUAUCGAAAUCACACCAAGCAAUUCAGAUACCUUAUUUGAUGUGAUGUACAUUCUGAAGUACAGCGAUGGCGAAGAGUUUACUGCCCGCUUACACGAGCAAAGCGUUUACUCUUCAUUUUACUCCCAAGAAGAGGUGUAUUCAAUAGCAAAAGCACCUUCAUGUGUGAUGAUUGAUGUCGUCCUAGCAAAAGGUGGGCCUGAAGCAAUAGCUGAAAGCUAUUACAGCGCAAUGAGGGCUCAGCAGCAGUAA
Messenger RNA from Paramuricea clavata, 3345 nucleotides. Lineage: Eukaryota; Metazoa; Cnidaria; Anthozoa; Malacalcyonacea; Plexauridae. The record is from the annotation of a GenBank genome assembly.